Molecule: messenger RNA, 1915 nt
Organism: Gossypium raimondii (Peruvian cotton)
Lineage: Eukaryota; Viridiplantae; Streptophyta; Magnoliopsida; Malvales; Malvaceae
Product: glucan endo-1,3-beta-glucosidase 2
Exons: 4
Coding region: 184-1680 (498 amino acids)
Biological process (GO): carbohydrate metabolic process
Cellular component (GO): plasma membrane
Molecular function (GO): hydrolase activity, hydrolyzing O-glycosyl compounds
Source: RefSeq, a predicted model, not a curated record
ACUUUAUUUUCACAUUUAUUUCUAAUAAUUUUAUUAGCUCUUCUCUCUCUCUCUCUUAUUUUCUUACAACAUUGCCCCACUUUCUUUCCAGUUGUUUCCAUUUUCCUCAGCUCACUCUUUUUCUCCAUCGUUGUCUCUUCUCUUCAACUCUGGGUCUCGUUUGUUUCCCCAGAAAAUUCUGAGAUGGCUUGGCUUCUUAUUCUUGUUCUUGUUUUCGCCGUUUCUCAAGCAACAGCUGAUGAAGAACCAUAUAUUGGAGUGAAUAUAGGGACAGAUCUAUCAAUCAUGCCCCACCCAACUCAAGUGGUUGCUCUUCUUAAAGCUCAGCAAAUCCGACACAUUAGACUGUACGAUGCAGACCGAGGUAUGCUAGUUGCUCUUGCAAAUUCUGGCAUUCGAGUUAUGGUUUCCAUCCCCAAUGAGCAACUUCUCGGCAUUGGCCAAUCGAAUUCCACUGCAGCUAAUUGGGUCUCUCGGAACAUCGUUGCACAUUAUCCAGCAACCAACAUCACGGCAAUUUGUGUUGGUUCCGAGGUUUUGACUACUCUUCCUAAUGCAGCACGGAUACUUGUCAAUGCCAUGAAGUUCAUUCACUCGGCCCUUGUGGCAUCGAAUUUAGACAACCAAAUCAAAGUUUCAUCACCUCUUGCUUCGUCCAUAAUCCUUGAUUCUUUCCCACCUUCCCAAGCCUUCUUCAAUCGCUCGUGGAAUCCGGUUUUGGUCCCUAUGCUUAAUUUCUUGCAGUCGACAGGGUCGUAUCUCAUGCUUAACAUAUACCCUUACUAUGACUAUAUGCAAUCAAAUGGUGUGAUUCCACUAGACUAUGCACUUUUCAAGCCUCUCUCUCCGACUAAGGAAGCUGUGGACGCUAACACACUUGUCCACUACUCCAAUGUCUUCGAUGCAAUGGUUGAUGCUACAUAUUUUGCCAUGGCUUUUCUGAAUUUCACUAACAUUCCUGUUAUAGUGACUGAAACUGGCUGGCCAUCAAAAGGUGAUUCCAACGAACCAGAUGCAACAAUGGAGAACGCCAACACUUAUAACAGCAACUUGAUCCGCCAUGUGAUGAACAAAACAGGAACUCCUAAGCGCCCAGGAAUUGCUGUCAGUACUUACAUCUAUGAGCUCUAUAAUGAGGACUUGAAACCAGGGCCAAGCUCUGAGAAGAAUUGGGGAUUGUUCGAUGCAAAUGGUGACCCUAUUUAUAUACUACGUUUGACUGAUUCUGGGUCAUUGCUAGCAAACGAUACCACAAACCAAACUUAUUGCACUGCAAAGGAAGGGGCUGAUCCGAAGAUGUUGCAAGCUGCUUUAGAUUGGGCGUGUGGACCUGGAAAAGUUGAUUGUUCACCAUUGUUGCAAGGAAAACCUUGUUAUGAGCCAGAUAAUGUGAUUGCACACGCAACUUACGCAUUCGACACUUACUAUCACAGGAUGGGGAAGACUUCGGACGCAUGUGACUUCAAUGGGGUUGCAGAUAUUACGACAACAGAUCCCAGUCAUGGAUCUUGUAUUUUUCCAGGAAGCCUCGGCAGGAAUGGGACCAUGGUAAAUAUAACAGCACCAUCGAUGAAUUCAACGACUUCGGAUUCACCGGGUUGGAGCAUUUAUGGCAGAGGAGGGUUUGGUAGCAUGUUAUUGGUAAUCAAAGUUAUGGUGUGGAGCUUAAUAUUGUUGUAGGGUGGUGGGAUGUGUCAGCAAUUUGAAUUGAGAAAAUUUUGAGAGUAGAGAAGGUGGUGGGGGGUGAAUGGAUUUUGGAAAUGGGUGAAAGUGGUCAAUUCGAUUUUGUACAAAAAGUAAGAUGGAGUCGAAGUCUUUGCUAAGAACUUCAUUUAAAAUCCUUAUUCUUUUAAGAUUGAAUUUGCCAUUUGCUGCCAAGCUCUUUUGCAUGUUUAUGAAAUGUUAUUUGUUGCAA